This is a messenger RNA of Magnolia sinica, 1054 nucleotides long. Its product is annotated as mitogen-activated protein kinase kinase kinase 20-like. The transcript has a single exon. Gene Ontology annotation, molecular function: protein kinase activity; ATP binding. Gene Ontology annotation, biological process: protein phosphorylation. Lineage: Eukaryota; Viridiplantae; Streptophyta; Magnoliopsida; Magnoliales; Magnoliaceae. The record is from RefSeq and is a predicted model, not a curated record. Bases 11 to 1054 code for a protein of 347 amino acids.
AAACAGAGCAAUGAAGUGGGUGAGAGGAUCUAUGUUAGGAAAAGGCAGUUAUGGUAUUGUCAGUUUAGCUAUUCCUCUCUUCAAUUCUCAGUUUCAAUUCCCUCCACUCAUAGCCGUUAAAUCGACAUUGCUCUCCCAAUCUUCUUCACUUCAGAAAGAGAGACUCAUUUUAUCAGAAUUACAAGACUGCUCUCAAAUCCUUCACUGUUUCGGAGACGACACCACCACUGAAAACGACCAAAUGGUCUACAACCUCUUUCUAGAGUACAUCUCUGGCGGGACCCUUGCCGAUCGUAUCAGCAGCUCCAGCACUGGAAGAUUGCCGGAAUCUGAUGUCCGUUGCUACGCGAAGUCGAUUCUGAAGGGGCUUGAUUACAUGCACAAGAAGGGAUAUGUUCAUUGCGAUAUUAAGCCAUCCAACAUACUUGUUUCUUCAGCUUCUGAUGUAAAGAUUGCUGACUUUGGGAUGGCGAAGAAGGCCAACGAGAAGAUUAAAGAUAGGAAAUUCUGCUUGUUUGGGACCCCCUUGUAUAUGGCGCCAGAGUCGGUGACCCGGAACCAAUAUGAAUCACCGGUGGAUGUGUGGUCGCUAGGUUGUGUGGUGGCAGAGAUGUUUUCUGGGAAGCCGGUGUGGACAUGUACCGAGAAUACUAAUAUGAAUUCCAUUCUGUUCCGAAUUGGGUCUGGCAAGGAGUGGCCUGAGAUUCCUCAGGAGUUAUCAAAUGAUGGGAAGGAUUUCCUGGGUAAGUGUUUUAUAAGGGAUCCUUCAUAUAGAUGGACAGCUGAGAUGCUACUGAACCACCCGUUCAUCGUUGAGGAGUCAAUGGAAGGAGGUGGAGUUGGUGUGGCUGUGAAUACUGCUUCGUCUCUCUGUUCUGCUUUGGAGACUUUCACUGGUUUUGAAGGAGAAUCGGACCAGUCAACUGGUUCUUAUUCCAUGGUGGCCAAUCAGAUUCACGAGCUAGCGGCUGGGUUGGCACUGGAUUCAUCAUCAUCGUAUGAUGAUAAGAGUGAUGUUAGGGGAGCAGUCAUCUCUAUUUGUCAGGGAAGGUGA